Messenger RNA from Coregonus clupeaformis (lake whitefish), 3366 nucleotides. RefSeq names its product nuclear factor of activated T cells 4 (gene nfatc4). NCBI's taxonomy places the organism in Eukaryota, Metazoa, Chordata, Actinopteri, Salmoniformes, Salmonidae. Bases 474 to 3140 code for a protein of 888 amino acids. Gene Ontology annotation, biological process: regulation of transcription by RNA polymerase II; cytokine production; calcineurin-NFAT signaling cascade. Gene Ontology annotation, cellular component: transcription regulator complex. The transcript is spliced from 13 exons. Gene Ontology annotation, molecular function: RNA polymerase II cis-regulatory region sequence-specific DNA binding; DNA-binding transcription factor activity, RNA polymerase II-specific; transcription factor binding. The record is from RefSeq and is a predicted model, not a curated record.
CCAAAUAUUUGAUACACUUUCUGGUCGAUAGAAGAAAGGAUGGCGACAGAGCAUUAGAAUUAAAGACUGAUAGAUAGCCUGUGAUGGAAUAGAUAGAUACCGGUCCUAUGGUUCACGGACUUCAAAGAACUAAACGAUAUACGCAUUUAAAUCUGUCUUCUCUAAAACCUCGAAUGAAAUCGAUGUAUAGCGGUGGUAGUGGGCUUCUGAUCCGUCCAAAGUAACUGGCUUAUAGACGGAAGACAUUGUAAAAAGUUAUAGAAGGAGCAUACAAUCCGGAUGACAAGAACAAUUUGGGCAAAUGUGACACCUACCCUUGCAGAUAACCUCCUACAUACAUUUUGGGAAAUCGUCGAUGUUUUCCCAAAAAGGACCAAGGAAAUUAUCAUUAUCAGAUAACACAGCAGAUCGCUAUCUUUUCAACUGUGAGUUCUCUUCAUCAGUUUCUCAGACUUUUUUCGCUUGCUGUGGGGAUGGGGGCUGCGCCGGGUUCUGGUUGGGAGGAGGGGGAGUUCGAGUUCAAGUUGGUUUUUGAGGAAGACCCGACGCGCCAACUCCGAGGCCCAUCCCCGCUGUGCAACGCGGACCAGGAGCACACCAUCGUGGGGGAGAGGACAGAGAGCGCCCUGUCACUCCUAGAGUCGAGCAAUACUGACAGCCACCUGGAUACCACUCACGUAGGCCAGCCAAUCGGCAUCCCUACCCCACCGUGUUCUUCAGCCAGUCAAAGGGCUGGGAUGCAUUCCCCGCCCCCCAGACGUGCCAUGGUGAGGGAGUUCAGUGGGACCUAUGAGAGCCUUCCUGCGAGAUCUGUACAGGUGUCAGAGUCCCGUGUGUUGGAGUGCCCUAGCAUCCAGAUCACCACUAUCUCCCCAGAGGAUGACACUGCCCCAGCAGGAAGUAACUUCUGGGACACAGGGGGUGGAUGGGACAGGGAGCGCCUCUACCUUCCCCUACUGGACCCAUUCUGCUACCGCGAAGGCAGCACCGGCGCUGGGUCCCUGAGCCCAAGCCCUGCCUCCAGCCCCUCCUCUCGGGGCUGGCUCAGUCCUGCGUCCAGCUGUGAUUCGCUGCUGGUGGAGGAGGAGGAGCUCAAUGAGGUCACCUCACAUUUCUGCCUAUCACCCUCCUCCCGGCCCACCUCGCCGGGGGGUAAGAAGCGCAGGAACUCCCCUCUGGCCUCCCCCUGCACGUCCCGCAGGAGCAGCUACUCUGAGGACCACUCCUGUACCCUGGAGGGUGACGACUCCACCUCUCAGUCACAGGCUCCCAACAGCAGCUUUGAGCUGAGCAUUCCACAGAAAACUAGGAAGACGUCACUGGAGCAAGUCUCCCCCAGGGAUGUGGAGCAGGAGCAGGCUCUAGCCCAUAGCUCCCACUGCCCACUGCCAGAGCCGCUGCAGCAGAGGAGAGAGGCUGCAUCCAUGGGCAUGGACUACCUGUCUGUGCCCCCUGCUCUGGGCUGGGGGAGGACUAGAGCCAGCACCCACAGCCCUCUGUUCAGAUCCAAUGCUCUGCCGCCACUUGAUUGGCCACUGCCAACUCAGUUUGACCAAUAUGAGUUGCGUAUUGAGGUGCAGCCCCGCCCACACCACCGAGCCCACUACGAGACAGAAGGAAGCAGAGGAGCCGUCAAGGCAUCACCAAGGGGACAUCCGGUUGUUAAGCUGACUGGGUACACAGAGAGACAGCCACUCUCUUUGCAGGUGUUUGUGGGAACAGCUGAUGACAGGUCCAUCCGGCCUCAUCCUUUCUAUCAGAUACACAGGGUGACAGGUAAGAUGGUGGGUACUGCCAGUCAAGAGAGUGUACAGGCUGGCACCAAAAUACUGGACAUCCCCCUCAACCCAGAGGCCAACAUGACUGCCCUCAUUGACUGCGCUGGCAUUCUGAAGCUGAGGAAUUCGGACAUCGAGCUGAGGAAAGGAGAGACGGACGUAGGGAGGAAAAACACUCGUGUGCGCCUAAUGUUCCGUACCCACCUCCCCCUUGGCCCUCCCGUGGCCCCGCCUGGACGGAUGCUGGCCCUGCAGGUCACCUCUGUGCCUAUAGAGUGCUCCCAGCGCUCUGCUCAAGAGCUGCCAGUGGUGGAGUCGCUCAGUCUCACAUCGUGCUCUGUGGAAGGAGGGGAGGAGCUACUGUUGGGUGGAUCUAACUUCCUGCCCAUAUCCAGAGUGCUUUUUAUGGAAAGAGGGGCAGAUGGAAAGCUACAGUGGGAAGAGGAGGCACAUGUUGACCGUGACAAUAGUAGUGAGUGCUUGUUGUGUGUGCAAGUUCCAGCCUAUGGUGACCUGUCUGUGAACCGCCUAGUAUCUGUGUGCCUAUACGUCUCCAACGGGAAGAGGAAAAGGAGCAGCACUCACUGUUUCAAGUACCUGCCCGAGGAGGACCCUCUGCUGUCGCGUCCCUCUGUCGUGCCCCUGGAGGAGGUGACACUCUGCUCCAUGGGGGGGCCCAGCAGGGUGGACAGGGGUCUGCACCUGAGGAAUGAUCCCACACCCGAGGAGAGAGGGCUGGCUUUGCACCUGCCCCCCUACCCUUCAGCCUACUCUCCCCCCUACCCAGGCCAUGGCUACCAGGAGGAGUACUGCCACAAGCCUGAAGCUGUUGGUGACAGCAGAGGUUCUCUAUCGGAAAGACGCCCCAGCUUUGAGAAGUUGGAGCUGGGCUUCACCGAGCUACUGCCUCCCCUGUACCCCAGAGUCUCCCAGCCUCCCUCUCCCUCCCCAUGGCUGGAAUCCCCAUACCUGUCCUCCUCCCCAUCUCCCUCCCACUCCUCCUCUCUGAGUCCCUUCCCCACAGGCAGCCCCAUCUCCUCCUCCCCUCUUCCCCCCAUGACUACCUCACCCUACCCCCACUACCCCUACCCUCAGGAGAUCUGCCCCUCGCCUCCCUCCAACCCCAGCCCUUAUCAGGACUUCUACCCAUCACCGUACUCCCACUAUGAGGUAUGGGAUCACCAGGGCAGGGGACCUGGGGAAAGGGAAGCUCAGGCUGCGUCUAAAAUGCAGGAGAACCCCCUGGAAUUUGCCAGCUCAUCAUCCGUUCACCACAUUACAUUAGAGGAAGUGAAUGAAUUUAUAGGAGAAGACAUCAGAUCGUUCCAGUUGGGCUCACAGAUGGACAGCCAACCAGGAUGACAAGCUCAGUACUGUUCGGUCUUGUUCAGUUGUUAUAGUAUGAAGCACAUUAUUGAUAUCAUAUCACACCUUUUCCUAUACACUUGGUUUAUGAUGUAUUGCUUAAAUAUGACAAUACUGAAUGGGGAUUAAAUGGCAAGGGCAAAGUUGUAAGUAUGAUUACAGAUAACUGUUACAGUUUAUAUAAUGUUUUUAACCAGUUUUCAAUAUAAAUUAUACAAGUAAA